GCUGAGACAGCAGAAGAAGCAGAGCCUGGCAGAGCAUCGCACCCCUGGGGAGGCAGAGGACAGACAUCAGAGCUGGGCGCCAGUAGCAGAACAGGAGUAACGAGUCCUCCUUGUACUGACUCAUGUGACUGCAGAGAUGCUGCUCCAUCUGCCCCUCUUUCUCCUGUCCCUAAUCCUCCUGGAAGACGUCUCGGCCACCAGCUGCCCAGACCAGUGCAGAUGUGAGAAGGAGCCGAGCUACAGCGUCACCUGCAGGAAUCGAUCCACCAUGCCUGAGCUGCCGCAUGACAGCGAGAUCCUGCGUCUGUUGGAAACACGGAUUCCGCUGAUUGCCAGAGGAGCAUUCACCACUACCCCCAACAUCAGCAGGAUUUUUAUCACGCUGGACACUGAACUGAGGAAAGUGGAAUCUGGAGCCUUUCAGAGACUUGGGAAGAUCACAGAAAUAGAAAUUCGAAGCCUUAUGAAUCUGAACUGUAUUGAAGCCGGAGCGUUCCAGGAGCUGCCUCUGCUCAAUUAUUUAGGGAUUUUAAACACCGGCCUCUCCAUUUUCCCUGAUUUAGGCCACAUUCACUCUCUGGUCGGCAGCAUCUUUGUGGAGAUUGCGGACAAUCCUAACAUGGCGCUCAUGCCAGCCAACGCCUUCCGGGGCCUGUCCAGCGGCUUCCUGACCCUAAAACUCUACCACAAUGGAUUCACCGAGCUGCAGGCCCAUGCCUUCAACGGCACCAACCUGACCGCUGUGGACCUGCACAACAAUGACCGCCUGGGUGGGCUCCACAAGGACGUCUUCAUGGGGGUCGUCUCUGGACCCACAUCCUUGGACAUCUCCAGGACGGCUGUUUCCUCGCUGCCCAGCAAAGGCCUGAAGUACCUGAAGCAUCUAAAGGCACAGGGCACCUGGUACCUCAAGAAGCUGCCGCCCCUGAACACCUUCGUCCACCUGGCGACAGCGGAGCUGUCCUACCCCAGUCACUGCUGUGCCUUCACCAACUGGACCAAGAAGAAGAGCGACCUGGAGUCUUUCUUCUGCAACCAGUCCUUUCUGCACAGCAGCCACCAAAAGCGCUCGGUCCCGGCUUUUGUAGGGAGCGGCCCAUCUUACCAAGACUAUGGGGAUGGAGAUCCAGACCAGAACGAGAACACCAAGUCUACAACCUUCCAAAGCAGCAGCCAUUUCUCAGUCUUCUUUGAGGAUCAGGGAGAUGAAGAGGUUGGAUUUGGACACGAGAUCAAAAACGCGCAGGAGCAGUACACCCCGGUUUUCGAGAGUUAUGACGUGUACGACAUUUGUGAUGGCAGCGAGAAGCUGGUGUGCACGCCCACGCCGGACGAGUUCAAUCCCUGUGAGGACAUCAUGGGCUACAACUUCCUGAGAAUCGUGGUCUGGUUUGUCAAUCUCUUGGCCAUCUUAGGCAAUGCCUUUGUCUUAUUCAUCCUCAUCACCAGUCAUUACAAGCUGACCGUGCCCCGCUUCCUCAUGUGCAACCUGGCAUUCGCAGACUUCUGCAUGGGCAUCUACCUGCUCCUUAUUGCCUCAGAAGACCUUCACACCCGCUCCGAGUACUAUAACUACGCCAUUAACUGGCAGACAGGGGCUGGGUGUAACAUGGCCGGAUUCUUCACCGUGUUCGCCAGCGAGCUCUCUGUGUACACCCUGACAGUGAUAACACUUGAGCGCUGGUACGCCAUCACGUUUGCUAUGCGCCUGGAUCGAAAGAUCCGCCUCAGACACGCUACUUUCAUCAUGCUGGGCGGUUGGGUGUUUUGCUUCUUUUUGGCACUCUUACCAUUGGUUGGGAUUAGCAGCUACAUCAAAGUCAGCAUCUGUCUACCAAUGGACACAGAGACGGCGCUCGCUCAGGCCUACAUCAUCUUGGUAUUGAUGUUCAACAUCAUAGCAUUCGUCAUCAUCUGCGCCUGCUACAUCAAGAUCUACAUCACCGUCCGAAACCCUUAUUACAAGUCUGGAGACAAAGACAUGAAGAUCGCCAAGCGCAUGGCCGUCCUCAUCUUCACCCGACUUCCUUUGCAUGGCGCCCAUAUCCUUCUACGCCUUGUCCGCCAUAAUGAACAAGCCACUUAUCACCGUUUCAACGCUAAGAUCCUUCUGGUCUUGUUCUAACCGCUGAACUCUUGUGCCAAUCCUUUCUCUAUGCCAUAUUUACCAAGGCUUUCCGGGAGAGAUGUCUUCAUCCUUCUCAGUAAGUUCGGCAUCUGUGAGCAUCAGGCGCAGGUUUAUCGUGGACAGACAGUUUCCGCUAAAAACAGCAGCGGCUCGUAUGGGCAGAGGAGCAGUGGGGGCACUGGGCAGACCCUGGCAAACCUUCCUGAUUUCCUUAAAGAAAACCAAGAGGUGGCAGCGAAACAAGACCCACUGCUGGAGGACUGCGGCAUGAUGGUGUUUUAGCUUCUCCAGUGUGAUUACCACUGCCAAGAAGUGACCACCAUCAGUCACCUCCUGGCAAGUGGACCCUGGGCUGUCACAGACCUGAACCUGAAUAAAUUACCGAGCUUUCCCUGACCCACAGCAAGGUAGCAAUGCUGUUUAGAGAAAGCUGGGUGAGAACUGAAGCUUCUGCAGAAGUGGUGACCAAGCUUUCCUUGAACAGCACAUCUUCCUUAAUAUCCAGUAAAAUAGCUUGUAUUCUUAGGCCAACUUAGGACUCUAGGAAAGCUGACUGAAAACACUUGUGGCUAUUGUACUGGCCAUACUGGUUGUCACCCAGCUUUCCCAGAAAUGACAGCGCAGGGAUUUAAAUUUUUAGAGGAUAAUACAUUUUGUUAAAUAAAAAUGUUCUGAUCUUGUAGAUUUAGGGCAGAGAAUCUUUAUAACUGUAGUCGAAUCCCGGGUGAUGGCGAGGUUCGUGCGACUUCCCCGUAUACAUGGGCGGCGGUCUACGAUAAAUGCGUUCUGCACACACAGGGCAUUAUGGUGGCGGACAGCGAGCCCUUCUGUAAUAUCCAGUGUAACCGCACAGAAAACGACUAAAAUAAACUUGUUUAUUUGAUUUCUGCUUUUUCCCUUUAAACGUCCGUGUUCGUCGCAGGAUCAGGGGAGACAGACGGCGCAGAUAGAAUUUCAGUCACACAAACAGGUUCUCUUUUCCUUUGGAAAGUGGGAUAUUAGAUAUUUUUGCUCUGCACAUCUUGAAGACGUCUCAAAGCGGCGUGAGACAGCGGAAGCCUCCACUCGCAGGAAUAGGGUGUCGCCUGCAGACGGUUCCUGGAAAUCGAGGAGCACAAAGGAAUGGGAAAAAAUCUUCAAUAAACCAAAUUUAACCAGAUUCUAAAACAACAUCUCGGGUUUGACAAGAAAAAAUAUAUAAAAGACAUGGAAAACACCUGAGAAUCCUGCGAGCCGCUCGACCUCUCGCUGACACUCUGAUCCAUAGGCGACUGCAGUCUGUGGAGGAAAUUGAGAACUU
Messenger RNA from Bufo bufo (common toad), 3428 nucleotides. RefSeq names its product thyroid stimulating hormone receptor (gene TSHR). Bases 137 to 2125 code for a protein of 662 amino acids. Lineage: Eukaryota; Metazoa; Chordata; Amphibia; Anura; Bufonidae. The transcript has 11 exons. Gene Ontology annotation, cellular component: membrane. The record is from RefSeq and is a predicted model, not a curated record. Gene Ontology annotation, molecular function: thyroid-stimulating hormone receptor activity. Gene Ontology annotation, biological process: G protein-coupled receptor signaling pathway.